This is a messenger RNA of Habropoda laboriosa, 1225 nucleotides long. RefSeq names its product protein farnesyltransferase subunit beta (gene Fntb). The transcript has 7 exons. Gene Ontology annotation, cellular component: protein farnesyltransferase complex. The record is from RefSeq and is a predicted model, not a curated record. Gene Ontology annotation, biological process: protein farnesylation. Gene Ontology annotation, molecular function: protein farnesyltransferase activity. Lineage: Eukaryota; Metazoa; Arthropoda; Insecta; Hymenoptera; Apidae. Bases 29 to 1225 code for a protein of 398 amino acids.
GAAAGACUAUAAUGCGACAACUACUACUAUGUCGAAUUCAAUAGAAUCACGGAUUAGAACUUUCGACGAAAUAUUAGAACAAAAACAGGAUGUUGAAGACUAUGAAACUGAAAGUUCACGGGAACAGGAUUCUGUAGAACGUAAUGUACUUGAAGCAUAUAGAUUAGGGCAGCCCAUUUUAAGAAAACAUCUACAUAUGCUAUUUUUAGAAAGCUGCUUGACUAAUCUUAACGAAGAUCACGAAUGCUUGGACUGUAGCAGGCCAUGGUUGUGUUAUUGGAUUAUACAUUCUCUUCAAAUCUUAGGAAAACGUUUAAGUGACAGUGAAUAUUCAAAAAUUGCUGGCUUUUUGGCUAAAUGUCAAUCACCGGAAGGAGGAUUCGGUGGAGGUCCUGGGCAAUAUCCUCAUUUAGCAUCUACGUAUGCAGCAGUAAAUGCAUUAUGUAUCAUUGGUACCCCUCAAGCUUACCAAGUAAUCGACAGGAAGGGACUUAAACGGUUUUUUCUAUCUUUACGUGAGGAGGAUGGUUCUUUUCGUCUACACACAGAUGGAGAAGUAGACAUGCGGGGAGUAUAUUGUGCUGCUGCAAUAUCCAAAUUAACAAAUGUAUGGACUCCAGAAAUGUUCAAAGAAACCGAAAAUUGGAUAGCUCAAUGUCAAACAUGGGAAGGUGGUUUUGGAGGUACUCCUGGCAUGGAAGCUCAUGGAGGGCAUACAUAUUGUGGUUUAUCAGCGCUUGUGAUUCUUGGAGGAAUUCACCGCUGUUGUAUGAAGUCAUUGCUGAGGUGGAUAGUAAAUAAACAAAUGCGUCUAGAGGGUGGAUUCCAAGGGAGGACAAACAAAUUAGUAGAUGCUUGUUAUUCAAUUUGGUUAGGUGGAAUUUUCCCAUUGGUUCACGGAAUUUUAAAACACUUUGAUGAAGAAUAUAAUAGCGAAUAUUGGUUGUUUGAUCAAACGGCCUUACAAGAAUAUUUAUUAUUUUGCUGCCAAGAUAAUUACGGCGGUCUUCUGGAUAAACCCAAAAAAUUUCGAGACAUAUAUCAUACAUGCCAUGCACUUUGUGGAUUAUCAGUUGCACAAAAUUCUCCAAAGAUGUUGGUAAUUGAAUGUGAUGGUUAUAAAGACUCCAAUAGACUGGAAGUAAUUGAUACUAUAUUUAAUAUUGCGUGUGAUUCUCUUUGUAAGGCAAAGGAUUACUUUUAUAGUUUGCCAAUACCUGACUGA